Messenger RNA from Engraulis encrasicolus (European anchovy), 841 nucleotides. It is a transcript of the gene msc, whose product is annotated as transcription factor 21. The record is from RefSeq and is a predicted model, not a curated record. Bases 272 to 802 code for a protein of 176 amino acids. Gene Ontology annotation, biological process: skeletal muscle tissue development; regulation of transcription by RNA polymerase II. Gene Ontology annotation, molecular function: RNA polymerase II transcription regulatory region sequence-specific DNA binding; protein dimerization activity; DNA-binding transcription factor activity, RNA polymerase II-specific. Lineage: Eukaryota; Metazoa; Chordata; Actinopteri; Clupeiformes; Engraulidae. The transcript has 2 exons.
UUGAACAAGUUCAUUUGCAGAAAAAGCGCAAAGACUGUUUUUUGCCCUUGCCAAACCCAAACAUGUGAAUUCUCUUGCUAUGAAGAUGUGUUACAAGGCCAUUUUUAUUCAUCUACAUAUAUCGUAUGGGUUGGAUCUAAAGCUUUUACUUUCCAAUAACUUCGGAGGACAUAUUUCAGGAAGACGACUGGACUAGUUUUUAAGAACGCCUCAAGAAGAACCUCAUCACCUAAAGAAAAACACCAUCUCUCAAAGGACAGGUGCAUCGACAAUGUCAACAGGUUCACUGAGCGACGCCGAGGACAUCCAAGAAUUACCUGCUUUACAGCUGUCUGGGCAGAGAAGACGGGCCAAGUCCGACAUGACCUCAGAUGCACUUCUCAACUCCGCAGACAACUCUGAAGACGAAUUCUCCAUAGACGACCGUUACGAGGGGAAGGUCAAACGGCUCAAGUCUCGCGCUAACAACAAACAUCUGAAAAGCCAUUCGGAUGGUCGCCAGUCACAAAGAAACGCGGCAAACGCCAGGGAGAGGGCACGUAUGCGUGUUCUGAGCAAAGCCUUCUCGAGACUGAAAACGAGUUUGCCGUGGGUACCGGCGGACACCAAACUCUCGAAACUGGACACGUUACGGCUAGCCUCGAGCUACAUCUCCCACCUGCGCCAGCUCCUGCAGGAGGACCGUUAUGAAAACAGUUUUGUUCAUCCGGUAAAUUUGACUUGGCCCUUUGCUGUUCCGGGGAGACCAGAUGACCCUAAAGAGAUGGCCUCAGGGACCAGACUGUGCGGGACCACUGCAUGAGGAAUGACCACCGGAGACACAACUCAGAUAACUGGACAA